GCCAAUGAUCUGAACUAACCAGUAAGUAAAUCUACUACGCUCAAAACUGAUCCAUGAACAUUUUUUUUCUGAUUUAAUGCUAGAAUAUAUUUGUUACAGUGUUAAGUCAAUUGUUUCUGUGUUAUUACAACUUAUAUAAGUAUAUUUUAUUUGAUUCAUUAUACUCUUAAAGCUGUGGAAUUAAACUGUAACCUGUAGUCCCAUUCAGCUGCCUGAGAGUGAUAGGACUUUACAAGGAAAAUAAUAUUUUUAAAUGUAUUUCACAGCUUUGUUACAUUGUAUCUAUUUAACUAAUUUGUUCGAUAUGUAUGGUCUAUCUAUCUAUCUAUCUAUCUAUCUAUCUAUCACAAAAAUGUUGAGAAUCUGUCACUCUUCCUUAAAAUAGUAUAAAGUAAAUAGACUAAGGUGCUGCACAGCAUAAGUAUAAAGGAUAGAAAAAAUGAGAACACUUGGUUCAAAAAGUAAAUUGUGUUGUAUUCAAAAUUUCAUCAACGUUUCGACCCGUAGGUCUUUAUCAAGACAUAUGUAACAGUAAAUGCAGUGUUUAUAUAGGAAAUAAAGUGCAAUUAAGUGAUAACGUACCCUGUGCAUGUGUUUUCACCUCAAUCUGAGCAUGGGCGCCGUGCAGUGUGGAGAGAGUGACCGCGCAUGCGUGAUGGACGUGAACGUAAUGACGUAAUGAGAUAGCGUGGUGAUCGCGUCGUGUUACUAUGGUGACGCUAGAAAGCCGAUAAAUAUAAUAAGUGCAAUAUGAAUUCAUGCAUGAAAGUCAGUGCUUUAAAACCAAAUUGGAGGAUACUAAUAAUUGAUGGAAAUAAUUAUUCUAAUCAGUGAUGUGCUGAGAGUGUAACGGUAAAGAUAUAGCAGACCAAAGUAGUGGAACCCAGAUGUAAUGAGGAGCAGUGUAAAUAUGGAUAAUGAAAAAAAAAGGGUUAUGAAAGCAACAAAAGGAAGACAUAAAAGUGAAAUGAAAACGAGAUCAGAAGGAAGAAAAGCAUGAAAAGACAGAAAAAAUAAAAUUAAUAAAAAGGGUGUCAGAAAUGCGUUGUCCUGAGUAAUAGAAAGCAGAUGAUGAAAAAGACUAUAUGGGUGGAAAGAGGAUAAGAGAACCAGUGGGAAAUAGCUGAACAGUAUGAAGUGAAUGUGAAGUGAGGUUUAAAAAAGUAUGUAUAUAUAUCGUAUAUAUAUAUAUAUAUAUAUUAAUAUAAUAUAUAUUACACAAUAUUUAUACACGUAUACAUUUGUAUGAUCUUAUACAAAAAAAAUCUCUUCUGCCUUUAUAGAGAUUUUGUCUUUUUGUAAAUACUUCUGUAUAUUGAUUGUGAAUGUCUCUGACAUCUGAAAUUAAUUAUUUAUUAGAAAUGAAAAGGUUGUCUGAAUGAAAAUAGGGAGUGUUGAGUCUAUAUGAUUACAAUUACUAUUCUAUUAUUUUUUAUAAAGUUAUAGUGGUUAAUCGAUUUCAAAGAUUUUCUCUAAAAAAAAAAAGUUUAUUUUUUUUCUCUCCUCAGAUGCAAAAUGAAGUAAUCAUGCCACAACGGGAAAUGAACUGUUCUGAAUGGGAGAGAAGAUUUAUUUUGUUUAUCUUUCAAGGUAAAAUAAAGUAAUCCAUGUAAAGUUGGUAUAUGUUUUUUUUUGUUUGCCUAAUGGUUCUUGUCACCUUCAUUAUCAAUCUCAGUUUUGUCAAAUGGGCCAACUCACCCAUGCUCCCAUGCCAGACUGUACAAACUUGACACUAAUAAUGCAAAUAUGUAAAUUCUGCAUCAUUGGUUCUGCUUAGCAGGGGUAGUCGCUAGGUUAUAUGUUGCCAGUGUGCUUUUAAAACGAGCAGAAUAUUUAAUUAUAGAAAGUUAUAAACUAAAGUUUUUGCAAUCUGAUAGGGCUAUCCUAUUUUAAGAUUGAGUUCAACUGUCCUGAUUUAGUUCUCUAAAGAGUGGUAUAAGUUGCAUCACUGGUGACACCCCUCUUGAGGGUUCGCUCAUCCAUCCUGAUUCCAUACCUCCCAAUGCUGGGGGGAGAGGGGGUAUGGCUUGAACAUAUAAUUAUAUUAAAAUCUGAAACUCAGAUAAACCUAGUUUUGUUCUUGUAUUUGUUGACUAAAUUGUCCACGGUGGUUGUGUAGAGAUUGAAAUGUUGAAGUUGAGGUAAAUGGAUGCUGUCCAGGUUCAUUAUCUGUCAUAUGGAUGUCAUAUGGAACAGAGUGAUAAAGUUUCUGUAUUGUAGAAAAAUAUUAGAAAGCUCUCCCAACAGAGGGUUAAGUAGGAAAUUGAUAUAUACUCACUUUGACUUAUGCACCCUGAUUUACUCUUACUUUUUGGAGUGGUAUAAUAUUAACACAUCAUAAGUUUCUUUUUAAAAUACUACCCAAUGAGAUUGCAUGUAUUUAGUAUUUUUCAGUCUGUUAUCUUUUCAAUAUAUGUUUUACAAAAUCUUUGGUCCUUUUUCCUUCGCAUUAAUGGUCGCCAAUCUUGUCUCGUGUCUCUGACUGCCUCUUCGCAAUUUCCAACUGGAUGGCUGCUCACUUCCUUAACCUCUUGAGGACACAUGACAUGUGUGACAUGUCAUGAUUCCCUUUUAUUCCAGAAGUUUGUUCCUUAAGGGGUUAAACUCAACCUGUCCAAAACAGAACUUCUGGUCUUUCCUCACUCAAGUGUUGCUACUCCCGUGUCUGUCUCCCUCCAAGUCAACGGCGUCACCAUCACCUCUACCUCGCAGGCUCGCUGCCUAGGUGUUCUCUUUGACUCCAACCUCUUUUUCACCCCUCAUUUCCAGUCGAUAGCCAAAUCCUUCCGCUUCCAUCUCAAAAACACCAGACACGACUAAGGUGCUGGUCCAUGCCGUUGUUCUUUCUCGCCUUGACUACUGCAAUCCCCUUCUCAGUGGUCUUACAUGUUCCCAGAUUGCACCGCUGCAAUCUAUAAUGAAUGCAGCAGCGAGGCUCAUUUUUCUGUUUGCGUGCACCUCCCAGCCUCCCCCUUCUGUCAGUCCCUACAUUGGCUUCCAGUUAGAUACAGAGCUCAAUUUAAGAUUCUGGUGCUUGCUUACAGGUCCCUACAUAAUGCUGCUCCAACCUACCUAUUCUCCCUAAUACACAAGUAUGUCCUGUUGAGGUCCCUGCGCUCUGUCGAAGACCUACGUCAACCCUCUAUCCGUACUCCCACAUCUGAUGCUCACCUUCAAGACUUCUCCAGGGCUGCACCUUUUCUGUGGAACUCCCUUUGCUUCUCCAUUAGACUUUCACCCAGUGUCCACUCCUUCAAAAAAUCUUUGAAAACACACUUCUUCAGGAAAGCAUAUCAUUUAAACUGUUAGCGGGUUUUCAUUCCCUUCCCUUCUCCCCAUGUCUCCUCUCCUGCAACUGGGAAAAUAAAAAAGUUCUCAGUGAAUACUUUUCUAGCAACCUAUUUCAUUACCCCUACUUAUACCUUUUGUGUCACUAUACCCCACUCCCUCUAGCAUGCAAGCUCAUUUGUCUGGUUACAAUUACGUGUCUGUUAGUCCAGCGCUUCCAAAUUGACUGGCGCUAUAUAAAUAAUAAUUUUUAAAAAUUAAAAAAUAAUAAUAAAUAGAUGAACAUGAAAAGGAUCACAUUAUUUUUGGUCUAAGUUCCUUCUUAGAUAACAUGAAUUUGGUGCUAAUUGUAGAACCUCCAUCUAGUUCAACCUCCAACAGGACAGAUCUACAUCUAGGGUUAUUUUGCACUGCUUGCUGCCUUAGCUUCUUUCCAUAUCAUAAAUGUGUCCUUUUCAGAUAGGUUUGUAACCUACAAUGUUGUAAUCAGAAUUAUAUCACUAAUUGGCCAGUGAGUAUUGCUAAAUCUGCACUAUUUAUGUCGGAAAACAAGUAAGCUAACAAAUAACUUAAUUCUAAUUUACUAUAAAUUAGAGUUGUGCAUGAUGUGAUUGUUCAGUUUGUCCAAAUAAUUUUUCCAAAAAUGUAGGUUUUGGUUUGGAUGCCAGAUACUCAUUCAUGUGACAGUUCAGCAUGGCCAAAUGUCAUUCACGAAAAACUAUUCAGGGACAUUUAGACAAACCAGAAAGGGCAUGCAAACGGGCCAAUCAGUACUGCAAAAUAUAUACAUAAUGUAAACAUUAUAUAUAUAUAUAUAUAUAUAUAUAUAUAUAAAAAUAUAUACAGAAUCUGGCACUGUACCUUAAAGUAAUAAUCAUCCAAAGAUAGCCUCGGUGCUACAGGGCGUAGAUAAAUAGAAAAAUGAUGAGAAGAGCACUCCAGAGGACUUGUUUUAGUAGAUUUUAUCGGUGUUUAAACAAAAUCGACGUUUCGACCCGCAGGUCUUUAUCAAGUGUGAAGAAGUAACCAAAGGAGGGAAAGAGUUGACGCAGUAAAAAAUAAAUCUCUCUCUCUCUCUUUCUCUCUCUCUCUCUAUCUAUAUAUAUAUCGUCACCUCCUAUUUCUCCCUCUAUUGUACGCUUUUUACUUGAUCUAUGAAUAAAAUCAACAUUUAAUGGCUGUCUUGUAGCCAUCAAUCACCUCUUGUUUUGACACCACUGGUAGAACUUCAAAUACACAAAUGUUUGGCCAUCGUGCUAGUUGUCUGCUCGGGUAUACAUUCAAGAACUGUUCAACAUGGCUUAACAACAAAUCUGCCUAAAUUCUGCCAGUCUGAAUGCACAAGUCUAAUAUACAUAAGAGGAUCUAUGUUCCAAAACAACUGGAGUGACAGAAGUUCCCAGUCUUCUGUCACUCUUGUGGACUGCAACACUGUUUCAGUCAGGCUCCGUCAAAUUUCAUAUGAGUUUCAAUUUACAUCAGUUGGAGUGUCAGGGAACCACUUGCACACCAGAUGAUGCAAAUUACAUAUCCAAUUUAUAGUGAAGAGCAUAGUAACAAUUGCCUUCUAAGAUGGACUGGUGCUGAAGUUGUGGUUUUCUACAAGAAACCUUAUACAGAGCUUGGCCACACCUGAAAUAGCAGAGGGCUUGUUAAAUAAAUACUACACAAAAACUGUGCAUAUACACAUACAUAAAUAUAUAGAGUACAUUAAAAUGGAGAGAAAAAAAUCACAAUACCAUUAAUCUGUCUGUGGUUCAUUAUUGUAUGCUCUACCACAUACGUUAAUCUAUUUAAGCUCAAUUUUAUUUAUGGGAGUUGGAUCUCUAAAGCAACAUAAAAUGUGUAUUUAACUCCACUAAAGCUAUUAACACAAAGCACUAAAUCCACAAAACCUUACAUUUACUUGACUAUUGAAAACUCUCUACAAAUGGAAUACAGCACAAACAUAACAAUAAUAAUGCUAGAGAAAUAAUCUAUAUAAAAUAUUGAAAAAAACAUAUAUGAACUCUUCAAAUGUCAUAUUCAGUUCUCCAAAUGUUAUCAAGAUUUUCUAAGAUUCUAACACAUACAGUAUCUCUCGCAAAAAUACACCAAAGAGUGCAGAUGUGUUGACAUAGUGACAGUAUCUAUCUAACAGAGCUCGGGAGAUUGUGUAUGAUGAAAUAUAUACACCACCCCUCACCCCUCCUCACAAAUUGGAGAAUGUUCUUUGCUAUAAUAAAAAUGAAAAGUUUAGAUGUGAGUUUUGGGCCAGUACGGCACUCCAUAGUUUGGUUACGGCAAAUAAUUGCAUGAUUUAUGAACCCAGUGAACUGUAAAUUAAUGUUUGUAACACGAUCAUUUGCUAACCAUAUUCAAGCAGUUUAUGGUGGGUCCAACAUUUCUUUAAAAUAUUGUUCCAUAAAGAAUGUAGCCUAAGUACCUCUGUAUGUGUUAAUGUCUGAUUAUUGCUAUAUUGCGAGAGCUCACAAUCUAAAGAAAUUUUCCAACUGACUCUUUUAUGCCCAUUCUAGUGAAUGUGAAUAUAAACAUCACUUUAGAUAAUAUGAAUUUUACUUUUUACAUUUAUAUAUGUGUCUUAGAAUUGUGGUUGUUGUGUUUCCAACCAAUCUGAUAGCAAACCACAUGUCGAAAUCUGCAUUUGUAAAUAUAAACAUAUUUUUGUUUUGAUAUUCACUGUAAAGAAUGUAUUUAGGCAUUAGUUUCUUCAGCAUUUUGAAUUGUGCCAGUUGAGCUUAGAAUUCUAUACUGCAGUUUGGUUACCAAAUGGAUGCUUUUAUGUCAAUUAUUCCACACGACACAUCGUGAAUCUUAUUUUGAAUGCUAAAUAAAACAUUACACAUGCACAUUAUUAAAUAACUAAUUGCUCUAACCAAAAAGAGUUUUCAAACAUGGGGACCAAUUGUAUAUUAAUGUCAAUUUAAGUGACUUAAUUACAAAUAUGAACAUAAAAAUAUUAUAUCACAUUUCUGAGAUAUCAAAUACAUUUGUGGUCUAGUCGAGCUGUCCACCAGCAUUGUAAUAUACAAGAAUGGCCUUCAAGAUAACACUUUAUUCCAGGGAAAAAAUAAAGUUAAAUAUAAACCACUAGCCGUUCCAAAUGUGGUACUUGUUCUACUGUUUCUUAGAAAAAAAGGACUUUUGAAACAAUGUGUAAAAGUUUUAAAAACAGAAAAUUAAUUAUUUUAACAUUUAAAAUAUACAUUUCCCAAACUGAGUGACACUAAAAUCAGAGAAGGCAUAUUUGUUGGUCCUCAGAGUAUAAAAUAACUAAAAGAUCUAAUGUUUCUCCAAAGCAGAAUUAGCGGUGUUGAUUUAUUUUAAACCUCUUGUAGAAGGGUUUUUUGGCAAUAAAAAGGAUUAAAAAAAAUGUGCAUGUGUUAUGUUUUAUUUAGCAUUCAAAGUAGGAUUCACAAUGUGAACAAUACACAAGAAUAAUAGAGAACUAAUUGAAACUUUAAGACAUUAUGAUGAUGAAUGUCACUAAAAGUCUACUUUCUACAUUCUCACCUUAAAGGAAACUAUAGUGUUAGGAAUACAAAGUUGUAUUCCUGACACUAUAGUGCCCUCUGGUCCCCCGAACUUAGGUACAUAUGGAGUAAAAAAACUCUUUAAUAACUUACCUGAUUCAAGUGCCAAUAUCCCUCUGUGCUGGGUUGCACUCUCCCUCCUCUAGUGUCAUACAUGGGCAUUUCUCAUAGAAAUUUCCUCUGAUGCUGGAACCAGAGUUGUUUCACGGAGUCAAACUUUUCUCAAAAACUGCAAUGUUUUACAUUGCAGGAUUAAGGGCAGCAGGGACACUGUAUCUAGAUCACUUCAAUGAGAUGAAGUGGUCUGGUUGCCUAUUGUGUCCCUUUAACGUCAUUUCUAAUAUAUUUUUAAUGUUUUUUUUUUAAAUAGUACGACAGAAAAUAUAAUAAUGACAUAAAUACAUUAAUGUAUGAACUGUUGUCAAAUAAAACAGAUAAACAAGUGAAAUACACAUCAAAAUUAUAGUUUCCUAUAUAAAUGAGAUAAAUAAAGUAUGUACAGAAGUGAAAAUAGAUUCAUAGCAUAAGUUAUUACAUGGUACCAAACAAAAGGUCAGUAAGUAAAACAAGCAUUCAGUCAGGUGGGAACAUGGUUAAAGUCCGUAUUCCUUUUUCACACCAUCUUCCCACAUGGACCAUUUGUGCUGCAGUAUAGAUGUGAAGGUAGAUGGUUCACGGAAAGCUAAUUCACAUCUUUUAUUUUCAAAUGCUGCAGAUAAGACUUCAUCCGCAGUUGGUAUAGUGGGUGAUUUCCAGAGUCGGGAGAUGAUGGAAUUCAUAGAGAUUAAAAGAUGGCCUAGUAUAAUUUGUUUGUAUCUAGGCAGGUUAGAAGGAAUUUACUUAAAGAAACAAAGACAUUCCCUUUAAUUUAUUCCUGGAAAAUGUAGGUUAUGUUAGUGAAGAGCAAGGUGAAAGAAUUUACCAGGAUAUAAGUACCAUGGAAAGAAGAUAACAAGGUCUGCUGGGUGAUUUUAGUUGGUUUCUUCACAGAGAAGAAUGGAGACAUAAAAGAAAAAAAGUAGAAACUUUAAUGUAAUAUAAUGUAGUUCACCUGUUGAAUUUUUGUUAUUUUAUUGUAUUUUGAUUUUAUUUUAUUUUAUAUUUUAAUUUUAUUUUAUAUUUUUGUUGUCAUAUAGCUAUUAAACAUUUUUGUUCUAUAUGCAUUCUUUUCUAGAAUUUAUUUAAAUCAUUAUUAAAAAAAUAUGUCUAUUAAUAUUAUUUAGAUUUAAAUAUUAUGAUAACAUAACACACUUCAGUGCCAACUUUGGUUGAUUUCGAACUAGAUUUAUUCUGAAACAGCCAUGUUUAGCCAAGCUAGAUGUGAAAAGUUCAAAUGUGUCAGCUAGUGUUAUUUGUUUUUUACCUGUCCCUUUAAAUAAUAAAUCACAUUAAUUAUAUUAAAAUUGUUAAAAUUAUAUUUUGUAUGAAACUUUACUGAUUAGUGUAUUUAAGGUUUUUCUCCAUGAAAAGGGUUUAUUUAAUAUAAAGUAUACAACGCUCAUCCAUGAAAAAAUGAACCAAUCCAAUGAUUCUGAGAAAAGUUUAAUUUUUCUGUUUUAUUCUUCAAGGUAAGAUAAACAUAUAAAACUAUUCACAUGUAAAGAAAAGAUUUAUAUAAUGUUUUGUGUUUUAAGUAUUAAAAAAAGAUAUUUACUAACAAUAUUAAACUUAGUGUUACCGUUAUGUUUUUUCAGGAUGGAUUUCCUUGUCUUUCUGUGAGGAUUGGUCGUUCACAUUCCCAGAAUCCAUCACUGUCUUUACAGGUUCUAGUGUCACUAUACCAUGCACAUUCACCUCUCCCAAAGGCUACAGCGAUGUCCAUAUAAUUUGGUACACUUACAAUGUUUUUAGCUACAUACAAGUUUUCAACAGCAAAGACCCCUCUGCAGUGUUACCUAAAUACCGAGGUCGGACUUUCCUUGUGGGAAAUGACACAAACAGUUGCUCGUUGAGGAUUGAUGGUGUUAUUGAAAAUAAAUAUUUUUAUCCAGGAAUAAAUGACAAUAUAAACUCUCUUAAGCUCCAGAGAAAGAAAGUAUUUGUCAUAAUCUCAGGUAAUUGA
Molecule: messenger RNA, 8883 nt
Organism: Pelobates cultripes (western spadefoot toad)
Lineage: Eukaryota; Metazoa; Chordata; Amphibia; Anura; Pelobatidae
Source: the annotation of a GenBank genome assembly